Messenger RNA from Cannabis sativa, 2654 nucleotides. Its product is annotated as pentatricopeptide repeat-containing protein At3g05340. The transcript has a single exon. Gene Ontology annotation, biological process: RNA modification. Bases 420 to 2378 code for a protein of 652 amino acids. The record is from RefSeq and is a predicted model, not a curated record. Gene Ontology annotation, molecular function: RNA binding; protein binding. Lineage: Eukaryota; Viridiplantae; Streptophyta; Magnoliopsida; Rosales; Cannabaceae.
AACAUGAAAAUUAUUACACAUUAUCCAAAUUAUAUAUCUUUUCUUUUUCCUACAGUUUUCAUACUUUUUUUUUUUUUGCUCUUUCUGAUUUAUCAUCUGUUUUGAAAAAUAAUUAUAAAAAUUAUAUUAGACACAAAAACCUACCAAACAUAUAAAUACUCAAAGCCCAAGUCUUCUAUAUCAAGCAUUCAAACCAAAGAAUAAGAAUUUCAGAGAGAGGCAGAGAUCACCUCAGAUGAUGCAGAUUGAGAUCAGAGAGACUGCAAUGGCGUAGUGGUGUGGUUCGACAGAAGUUUCAUCAAGCAUUUAAACCAAAACCAAGAGCAAAAAUAUACAAAGGGCAAAUCUUUCUUAUUAUAUUUCAGGAAAAUUCUCCAAAGUAAAGCCUCGAGUUCUGAGCUAAGACCUUCAUUUCAUGGAUGAACUCCAGAUGGGUCUUCCUCAAUCUUAACUCUCAUUUACCAUCUUGGGUUUCUUCAGUCAUCAAAGUUUACGAAAACCCAUCUCCACAAACCUCAAGAUUUAUCCUCAAUCAUGUCGAUACAAGCCGCCUCCUUUCCCAUGGUGGUGGGAAAGAAGGUCAUUUUUAUCUGGGUUCUUCCAUUCAUGCUUCUAUGAUCAAGAUCUCUGAUUUUUUUUACUCGGAGAAUGGUGAUAUUUUACGUAAUGCUCUUGUGGUUUGGAAUUCUCUACUCUCUUCUUACUCAAAACGUGGUGACAUGUUGGAUGCUCUUACACUGUUUGAUGAAAUGCCUAUGAAGGAUACAGUUUCAUGGAAUACAAUGAUUUCGGGGUUUCUAAGAAAUGGGCAGUUCCAAAUGAGUUUUGGGUACUUCAAACGAUUGCAUGAAUGGGAAUUUCAGAGAUUUGAUAAAGCCUCUUUGACUACCAUUUUGUCAGCAUUAGAUGGACCAGAGUUUCUUGAUAUGAAUAAGAUGAUACAUGGCUUAGUUAUUAGAAGUGGAUAUGAGCUGGAAACUACGGUGGCAAAUUCUUUGAUAACAUCAUAUUUUAAAUCUUGUUGUUUAAGUUCAGCAAGACAAGUUUUUGAUGAGAUUUUUGAGAGGAAUGUUAUUACAUGGACGGCUAUGAUCUCAGGUCUUGCACAGAGUGAAUUGUUUGAAGAAAGUUUCAAAUUGUUUGUGAUGAUGCGCAAUGGAACUGUGGAUCCUAAUUCUUUGACUUAUUUGAGCUCACUUAUGGCAUGUUCUGGUCUUCAGGCAUUAAAUGAAGGUCGUCAAAUUCAUGCCCUUUUAUGGAAACUAGGAAUUGAAUCAAACUUGCAUUUGGAGAGUGCACUGAUGGACCUGUACACCAAAUGCAGUAGUAUGGAAGAUGCAUGGCAGGUUUUCGAGUCUGCAGAAGAACUUGAUGAAGUUUCCUUGACUGUUAUUCUUGUGGGUUGUGCUCAAAAUGGGCUUGAGGAAGAAGCUAUACAAAUUUUUAAGAAAAUGGUGAAGACAGGGAUAAAAGUCGACCCAAAUAUGGUUUCAGCAGUUCUUGGAGUUUUUAAUGUUGAUACUUCUCUAGGUCUAGGGAAGCAAAUACACAGUGUAGUGAUUAAAAAGAAUUUCACUUUCAAUCCUUAUGUCAACAAUGGUCUUAUAAAUAUGUACUCCAAAUGUGGAGAGUUGAAUGUGUCAAUCAAAGUCUUCAAUGAGAUGCCUCAGAGGAACCCAAUCUCAUGGAAUUCCAUGAUUGCAGCCUUUGCUCGUCACGGGGACGGCUUUGGAGCACUACAAUUGUAUGAAAAGAUGAAAUUUGAAGGUGUGCAGCCGACCGAUGUUACAUUUUUGUCUCUGCUUCAUGCUUGCAGCCAUGUAGGAUUAGUUGAAAAAGGCAUGGAGUUCCUGAAUGUCAUGGCUAAAGAUUAUGGUUUGAGUCCAAGAGCAGAGCACUAUGCUUGUGUAGUUGACAUGUUAGGCCGGGCCGGACUUCUCAAGGAAGCUAAAGAUUUUAUUGAAGUCUUACCAGAAAAUCCUGGUCCUCUAGUUUGGCAAGCACUACUUGGUGCUUGUAGUUUUCAUUCUGAUUCUGAAUUGGGUAAAUAUGCUGCUGAGCAAUUGGCUAUGGCUGCUCCUGACAGUCCAGCACCAUAUGUUUUGCUGGCCAAUAUAUAUUCCUCAGAAGGGAAUUGGAAAGAGAGAGCAAGAACAAUUAAGAGAAUGAAGGAAAUGGGAGUUGUAAAAGAAACAGGUAUUAGUUGGAUUGAGAUAGAAAAAAAAGUCCACAGCUUUGUUGUUUGGGAUAGAUUGCAUCCAGAUGUUGAGAUCAUUUAUGGGGUUUUAGACCAACUAUUUAGACUCAUGACAGAUGAGGGAUAUGUCCCAAAUAAGAGAUUUAUUCUCCAUUGUUUGGAUCAAGAUGAAAAUAGAUAGACAAUGUUUACUAGACUUAUACAGGAUUGUAGUUUUGUUUGUGGCAAAAAUGAUAUAAUAUUCAUAUUGGAGUAUUUGGUUUUGAGUUAUAAGAUUGUAUAUGUAUACAUAGAGAAAGCUAUAUAAUUUGCCUAAUCUCACUGUUUAUACUGUUCCAAAUGUGAAUAUUUGAUUGCAGUAAAAAUGUAAAGAUGUAUAUUUCAUGAUCUUUCAGAGAAUGUUAAAAAAUAUUCAUUUGCUAAUUGAGUAAAAGCUAAGGGAAACAUAUUAAAUGAA